This is a messenger RNA of Prosopis cineraria, 621 nucleotides long. RefSeq names its product light-regulated protein 1, chloroplastic. NCBI's taxonomy places the organism in Eukaryota, Viridiplantae, Streptophyta, Magnoliopsida, Fabales, Fabaceae. The record is from RefSeq and is a predicted model, not a curated record. Gene Ontology annotation, cellular component: chloroplast.
GAGCUAUUCAUAACCACCCACCCCCCCUAAAAAAAUCACCGAAACUUAUCGAAAUCGAAAAUGCAGGCAGCUCUGACCUUUGCCCCAAACCUUGUUCCCUUGACACCUUCGAGGAACAUCUCCCAGGUGGCCAGCUUUCCUCCCAGAGUAGCAGCCUCCCUUACUUCCAAACGUGGCUCUCCGAUCAAAGCUGCGACCGCUUCAUCUGACCCUUCCACCGUUGAUUACAGUUCUCAGACAUCAGUGUUUCCUGCUGAAGCAUGUGAAACUAUAGGAGGUGAAGCAUGUUCGGCUGACAUAUACCCUGAAGUGAGGCUGCAGCCACAACCCGAGAAUGACACUACACAAUCAGAGAAUGUUGAAAGAGAAUAUCUCGAGUAUAAUGAUGCGAAGACGGUUUUCCAAGGAGAGGCUUGUGAUGAUCUUGGAGGAAUUUUCUGCGAGCGUGAGUAUCAGAGGGGUGUCUACUAGAGAAUAAAAAUAAAAAAUGCUUACUAGCAUCCCGAGUUGAGCUAGAUUUCAACCGCUUGUAACAGUAAUGGUUGUAUAUAGUACAGACCUCUGCCUAUACUAUGUUUAGUUUUCUUUAUAACGAAAUAAUACACUUCAAAUUUAUAAGCU